CUUCCGCUUCCGGGGCACCCAGCCGCCACUCGGCGGCUCGCCUCCGCUAAGGGUUUCAGGGUGUUGCUGCGCUUGAGCUGACCUUUGACCUUAGUAUGCUACCUGGACGUCACUGCGGCGGCGAGCUGGCGGCGGAACCGGCCCUCUCCGGGUGCAGUCUCGAGGAGACGUCCGGACUCGGAGAGCCAGCCACCUUGAGAAAAAGCGACUAGGCGACAGCCUGCGGGAGGACUCGGCGAGGGGGCGGGGCGAGGGGGGCUUCUGCAGCCGCGAGAGGCGGGAUCCCCCUCAAGGGGCGGGGCUUAGCGGCUCGUAUCCCCCCCAGGGGGCGGGGUCUGGCUGCGCGUGCUCAGUGCGAACCUGUUCCUGUCCCGCCUUCCCGCUGCGCCAUGGACUUUGGCUCCGCUCGGCGAGCUGUGCUUCAGCUGCUCCGGACUACGGCUCCAGCAGAUGUCCCGGCACUGCUCCACUGGAUGAGAACUACCCGGGACUUCGAUGAGUUCACUCAAGAUAAUCAUGACGUCAUGUUGAAGAACAUAGCCGAGGACCUUCGCCGCUGCUUGCCCCCCGAGGCCGUGCUGUGCUCGGAGCAGCUAGCCCUUCAGAAAAUGCGACAGCAGCCAGAACCCACAGUUCACGUUGAUGCGUUCCUUUAUGAUGAAGACGUCAUUGACUCGUUGUGUGAGGAAGGAAAAAUGAGCAGAAACUACUGUGCUGUGUGUGGCUCUCACCAGACAGUGCCUCUGGGAUUUAUCUCUCAUUCCUUCUCCCUCAUGGAGCUGAAGUUCAUCUAUCACCAUGUGCUGCCCGACCUGGCAGGAAAGCUCUUGGUUGACAUUGGCUCCAGACUUGGCACAGUCCUCUAUGGGGGAUAUCUUUACAGCUCAGCCGCACAGCUCUGUGGAGUAGAGCUGAAUGGAGAAUUUUGCCAGUUGCAGGAAAUGGUCAUUAACAAGUACCAGUUCAGUGACAGAAUAAAGGUGCUUCAUGCAGACAUCCGCACCCAAGGCUCCCUUCUGCAAAGUGCCGAUGUCAUUGUGAUGAACAAUGUCUUCGAAUAUUUUCUUACUGAGGCUGAACAGGCCAGUGCCUGGAACUACAUCAUCCAAAAUGUAAGGAAACAAGGGUCACUCUUAGUGACCGUGCCAAGUCUCCAGGAUUCUCUCGUAGGUAUUGAGAUUAAUGUGCAGCUGUCUUCCUGGGUGGAAGAGAUACCACUGAACCUCGAUGUGUACCCACAAAAGGACAUUGACAGAGAAGCUCUGGAACAAAUUCAUUUAUAUAAAGUUCUCUAGCACUGAAGCAACAUCUCUAAUGUGGUGUUAACCCUUCUGCUUUGUGUAUUCAUUUCAAGUUUUAUAUGUAUGAUUAUGUACCUGUAAAUAGUUGCAUAUGGUUAUCCAUAUA
Molecule: messenger RNA, 1407 nt
Organism: Onychomys torridus (southern grasshopper mouse)
Lineage: Eukaryota; Metazoa; Chordata; Mammalia; Rodentia; Cricetidae
Exons: 8
Coding region: 390-1295 (301 amino acids)
Molecular function (GO): S-adenosylmethionine-dependent methyltransferase activity
Source: RefSeq, a predicted model, not a curated record